AAUUUAAUCUCGAGGAAUUGAAUGUUACAAGUUUACAAUUUUAUUAAAUGCAUAUAUUUAUUAGCGCUUGUGUCAACAAUUAUAGAUCGGUCACUCCCUGUUGUUAAAUGUGGUGUCAGUUUUUAUAAAUGUUAGUUUCAGAGCUGCAGCAAAGCGGACAAGAAUCAUCAGUUGCCGUGGAGAAGUGGUCAACAAACGAGCAUAGUAAAAACAUAAUAAACAAACCAAAAUAUGGUUUGCACCGUAUUUAAGAUAUUCGCCCUUGCGGCAUUGACGGCUUCUUGCAUUGUUGCUAUUCCUGUGGAUAAAGAUAUGGUGGUUGUAACUGAUGUUCCUAAUGUCACAUUUCCUACUAAAGAGGGUAAUACUAAUCAGCGACCACAGAUAUCAGAAAUGAACAUCAAAACGAAUGUAACGAAUCGGUUUGCGCAAACAACGGUUACUAGUAAAGUGAAGAAUCAUGCGACUAAAUCACAAGAAGCCGUAUUCUUCGUCGUUCUUCCUGAUCAAGCUUUUAUCUCCGCCUUUAUUAUGGAAAUCGAUGGGAAAAAUUAUACAGCUUAUGUUCAAGAAAAGGAAAAGGCUAAGAAGACCUAUGAAGAUGCGGUAAGCAGUGGAAUCGGAGCAGCUCAUGUUGCAGUCAGCGCGAGAGAUUCAAAUAAAUUUACAGUGAAUGUUAACAUUGAACCGGAAAGCAAAGCAGUAUUCUAUUUAACAUACGAGGAAUUGCUUGAAAGAAAGAAAGGCUUUUACGAAUUGGUGAUCAACAUCCACCCAGGGCAAUUGGUGAAAGAUUUGAAUGUCGAAGUCGAUAUCGACGAAUCGCGUGCGUUGAGUUUCGUCAAGGCCCCGCAAAUCCGCUCUGGAAACGAGAUUCUGAAAGAGAACGAUGAAUUGGAUCCCAGAGCUCAGAUCGAUACUCCAAAACCCGAGCAAGCAGUUAUUAAAUUCAAACCGGAUUACGAAAAGCAAAAGCGCAUUGCUCAUGGUUUAGGAACUAAAGAAGAUGAAGGACUUUCUGGACAGUUUAUCGUGCAGUACGAUGUCGAGCGUGAUCAGGAAGGAGGAGAAAUAUUGGUGAAAGAUGGAUAUUUCGUUCAUUUCUUUGCACCACCAAAUCUAAAACCUUUAGUAAAACACGUCGUAUUUGUUUUGGAUACUAGUGGAAGUAUGUACGGUAGGAGAAUCGAACAGCUUAAGGAAGCAAUGAAAAAUAUUCUCGGUGAUCUCAAUCCAGAAGAUUAUUUCAAUUUGGUAGAGUUUAAUAGUAAUGUAAAAGUGUGGAAUUUGGACGCUCCGGAGGAAAGCACCACUUUCCCAAAUGACGAUAACUUGUGGGGACACCCUGAAAAAGUCCACGAAAUUAAAGAUGUCUCUUUCCCGCCAGCUUAUCCAGUUAAAAACACCACUAUAAAUAAGGCAAACAAAGCCGUAAUGGAAAUGCACGCAACUGGAGGUACUAACAUUUACGAGGCAAUCAGAGUCGGUAUCCAUUUAAUCAAAUUGAGGCAGAAGCGUGUUGGCAAUAAUAAUAUUCAACCAUUGAUUAUCUUCUUAACUGACGGAGAAGCAACGGUUGGAAAAGUUAGCGAAAAUGAAAUUAUUGCUGGUGUAUCUGACGAAAAUAGCAUCAAAAUCCCCAUUGUCAGUCUCUCGUUUGGUGAUUCAGCGGAUCGUAAGAUGCUGAAAAAACUCUCUCAAAAGAACUUCGGAUUCGAACGCACAAUCUACGAAGAUUCUGAUUCGGAUCUUCAGUUGCAGAACUUCUAUAAAGAGAUUUCAUCUCCCCUGUUGAAUAACAUCAAGUUUACAUACACGCCCGAUACAGUUAGCCUUACAAGAACAGAUUUUCCUAUUCUUUAUCAAGGAGGGGAAUUAGUAGUUUCCGGUAGAAUUCCAGAAAAUGUCAAUGUAGACAAACCAAUUGUGAGCUGCUUUGGCAUCUUAGGUCCAGUCCUAUACCGGCCUAAAGUUAAGAAAAGCGUUGGCCAAUUAGAAAGAUUGUGGGCUUAUAUGACUGUGAAAAAACUGUUAGGAGAAAAAGAAACAUCAACUAAUGCUACUGAAAUUGAAAAGAAAGCUCUCGAUUUAGCUUUGAAAUAUUCGUUUGUAACUCCAGUAACGUCGAUGGUGGUUGUUAAACCCAAUAGCACAAAAUCCGUGGAUACCGAAGAAGCUUCCUCAAGUCCAGAUUAUGCACCAGGUGCACCUCUCAACGUCGGAUUCGGUGGUCACAGAAACCCAGUCAGAUUAUCUACAAAAUCAGGUUCUUUUAAGAAAAAUAUCGGUUAUAGGAAAUUCAAUACUAGGACACGACCAGGAAUUGCCCUGUCUAGACCAUUUUUGUCAGCUCCUGCACCGCAAUAUCCAUUAUUGACUUCUACUCUUGCACAGCAAUAUCCGUUGGCUACUGUACUUCCUGGUAGCACAUACCAACCUUCUUAUGAUAGGGUUGCCACAGGGUUUGCGAUGGUCCCUAACCAUGUGUUUGAACUGGACAGUGAUGAAGGUGUCAUAAAUCAUACCGAAGCCUUUUCAACGACAACAAUGAAACCUUUCGUUGUUCCUGCCGAAAUCAAAACAAAACUACCUUGGAUGGAAACUAAAUUUAACGUAGAUGGAACCUUAACGUUCUUCAAAGGUCACUAUACGCUGGGUUUGAAUGAAACAUCACCUGCUGGACUUGAUUGCACAGAUCCACAGAGCGAGGAAGGUUUCUGCAUGUUAGUUAAGGAUUGCGAAAUUCUUCUACCAAAAUUGAUCGACGAGCAAUCCUUCAAAGACUAUUUCUGCUCCAUCGAAAACAAAUUUGCCGGAGUUUGCUGCCCGAAAAAGAAAUGAAACUUAAAGCGG
Nicrophorus vespilloides is the source of this 2853-nucleotide messenger RNA. Its product is annotated as inter-alpha-trypsin inhibitor heavy chain H3-like. The transcript is spliced from 14 exons. Bases 232 to 2841 code for a protein of 869 amino acids. Lineage: Eukaryota; Metazoa; Arthropoda; Insecta; Coleoptera; Silphidae. The record is from RefSeq and is a predicted model, not a curated record.